UAUGCCUAUCUCAAAUAUUGAAAUAUAAAGAUAAUAAUUAUCAUAUGUAGGUGUGAAACUUAUUUCACAGAGAUACUGCCCAGGGUUGCCAAGCGAACAAAAUUUAUUGUACAUAUAUGGAUCAAGUGAAGGAGAAAGUGAACGUCGUGUCGUAUCAGGCCGUCAAGGAAGAGGCAAGAACGGAGAAGGAGAGGAGACAAGAGCGCAGCUCUUAAAUUUAUGAUGAUGAUGACGAUAAUUUCGACUAAUAAACAUUAUCGUACGCAAAUGUACGAUAAUUUAGACCUUGGACGAUUCAAGUCAAAAACUCUUUGGUAUAUGAAGCAAGAAAGUGAGUAGAAAUAUGUUAAAAUUGGCACUUUUCGGGCGUAAGGCGCCUUGAUAUGUCGUCAAAUGAGUAUGACAAAUUUUCCUCCAAACCGUUUGGAAGUAGCACAAAUCGCUGAAAUUUAAAUAAAUAUAAAUAUUAUAGAGACAUUCCUACACAAAUUGAUUAAGUCCCACGGUAAGCUCAAGAAGGCUUGUAUUGUGGGUACUCAGACAACGAUAUAUAUAAUAUAUACAAAUACUAAUACAUAGAAAACAUCCAUGACUCAGGAACAAAUAUCUGUGCUCAUCACACAAAUAAAUGCCCUUACCGGGAUUUGAACCCAGGACCAUCGGCUUGAUAGGCAGGGUCACUACCCACUCUGUCAGAUCGGUCGUCAAAAUAUAGUUGUAUUUAAUGUUAGGAACGUAAAAAGAGCGUACCUGGGUCGCCUAGCAGGAGGACGUCUUAUCGGACGCCCUAGGUAUCGCUGGAGCGACAUGGUGGAGGCGGAUCUGCGCGAGCUUCGAGUCGACAAUUGGCGAGAGGUCGCACAGGACCGAGAAAAGUGGCGCUGUCUUGUGUCGGAGGCCAAGUCUCAUUUUGGGUCGCUGAGCCAACGAAGUAAGUAAGUAAGUAAUGUUAGUUUCACAAGACUUAAAUACCCGUGAACAAGAUGAAUGUAAGUGCGUCUAAAUAGCGGGAGCUGAAAAACAAUAUAAAAGGUAAAGACGGUCUAUAACCCGAUUAAUUUAAGUCUAGCAGAAUGUAGUUUAUUUUAAAUAUAUAUUGGACAUUUAUUUGCUUAUUCUGCAAGUAAUUUUACGAGUAGUGCCUUUUUGCCUGUACAUGUCAUCAUCAUACAUGUACAAUAAUUUAUUCAUCGGUAUUAUAAUUUUGACAAUUAAAUACGAUAAUUCACUUUCGCUCACCUGGCAACCCAGACACAGCCAAGGUUGCUGUGUCGCUAUCUAAUACUAAGGAAGAAUUGUUAUCAACUUUCAAAUGUAUUUCAUAUCUACUCUCAAUAUUUAUACUUCAUUAGACGUUAUUACAUUUUCUGAAUCAUAAAAAGGAAUGUGAAUCCUCUAAAUUUCAAAUUUGACGAUUUUUUUUAUUACGUAAUAUGGAACUUCAUGGCGUAUAACGUACAAUAUUGUAUAGUAAAAGUAUUUAUAAGUGAGUGAGUUCUAAUUAUAAUGUAAAAAAAGUGCAUUUGAAGAAUUACAACUGGGAAAAUCUGAAAAUAUCAAUAGAACAAAAUGACGGACAGGAAAAAAAGGAUUACUCCAUUUAUGAAACAAUGCCUAGUGACUGCAGCAGUCAGCAUCAACAUGAUCGGCUGCGGCGCCUUCUUCGGCUUCCCAGGGAUCCUGCUGCCGCAGCUGCAGAGCCCAGGAUCGCUCAUCAGCAUGACUGAGAACCAGGCAUCUUGGCUAGCUUCUGUGGGGUCAAUUCCUAUGAUCUUCGGCAACUUUCUGGUCCCACCGAUUAUGACGCGCGCAGGGCGGAAAGUGGGGAUCUACUGCGUGAUUCUGAUUUCGAUUCUAAGCUGGUUCAUCCUCUGUCUCGGUACCAGCUAUGAGUGGCUGCUAAUAGGCAGGAUGCUGCAAGGUUUCUCGUUUGGCAUGUUCAUGCCGCUUCGCUCCAUCUUCAUUGGCGAGUGCUCCAGCCCACGCUACCGCGCCGGAUUCCUUUCCACCACCACCCUCGCACUAGCCUUUGGUUUAUGUUUCGUUCAUCUCACUGGAUCACUCCUCAGUUACCAAGUAACGGCUCUCUGCUGCUUAUCCUUCCCUUUUAUCAGCCUUCUCUUGGUGAUAUAUUCACCAGAGUCUCCAAGUUGGCUAGCUACCCAAGGGCAAUACGACAAGUGCAGAAAGAAUUUCAUACGGUUGAGAGGAGAGGAUGAAAUACCAGAGUUAGACAAGCUGAUACAAACAGUAAAGCAUUUAGAGGCGCAACAAACUGAUCAGCGGAAUAAAUUCAGACAAAUUAUCACGAUUAUGAAGAAAAAAGAAUUUUUUAAACCAGUUUUCCUGAUGUCUGCCUUAUUCAUUAUGCAAAAUUAUUCCGGAGGACCAGUUAUGGGAGUAUACGCGGUAACGGUUUUAGGAUUGCUGAUGGGUCCCGAAGUUAACGCUCAUUUCUGGAUGGUGGCUUUAGACUUCAUGAGACUGUUGGCAGGUGGUGUGGCUAUUUAUCUGAUUAACAAAGUUAGAAGAAGAAAAAUGCUGUUUAUUAUAGGAACUUUAAAUGGAGGUAGCCAGCUCUUGAUGGGUGUUUACGUGUUCGCUAGAACCAAUGGAUAUUUGCUCUUCGAUUCUUUGUGGAUACCUGGUAUAUUGGUGAACCUUCAAAUGAUGACCGUUUCCUUGGGAAUGCAGCCGUUGCCGGCCGUGAUAGCUGGUGAGGUAUUCCCAUUGCAGCAUAAGGGUUUAGCAGGAAGUGUUGGUUUAGUAACGCAGUGUUUGUCUGUACUUAUUGUUCUGAGGGCCUUUCCUAGUCUGCUCUCUUCCAUGGGUCUGGAAGGAACAUACGCUGUCUGCUCUGGGGUUAUAGCAGCGUGUCUGACGGUAGCGUGGGUGCUGCUGCCGGAGACGAGCGGCCGGACGCUGCAGCAGAUCGAAGAACACUUCAGGGGGGCUCCGCUCCCAGACCUUGAAGCUGAUGUUAGGGAGUCAGCUCCUUUGAAUGAGAAGCUGAAUGGUGUAGAUAAAAGAGGCAGCGUACUCUUUACAGACACUGAAGCUAAUGUUAUAGAAAAGGAACCGUUAACAAAAAUUGAUGAAAAUUCGUCGAAUGGGAAACCAGUAGUUUACAAUAAGGAGUUUGAGUCACCCCACCACGAGAUGGCGGCACUACAGACAUGGCGGCAGAAUUUACGAAGAGUCGUUUCGCAUAAUCAAGGAUAUAUCUCUGGAAAACAUAGUUAUUCGCUGCAUCUCAAUCAUUUUGGGGAUUUUGCUCCAGUGGAAUACGCCACAAAGAUCUUGAAGCUGAAAAAGACUCCGCACUUAUUCGAUCCUGCGCAUGACCCUUUCAGACGAGAUUUCCAUAAACAUGCCCACAAAAGAGCGCCCAGGCAGGUAGACUGGCGCUCAGCGGGCUUCAAGCCUGUGCGGGAGCAGCAGCACGCUUGCGGCGCGUGCUACGCAUUCGCGGUCGCGCAUGCGCUGCAAGCCCAACUUUAUAAGCGGCAUGGGGACUGGAGCGAGCUGAGCCCCCAACAGAUAAUCGACUGCAGCUACCCCGACGGCAAUCAGGGUUGCGACGGAGGCUCUCUGAAUGCGGCUAUGCGAUACGUCGCCAGAGAAGGACUCAUCAUGGAGAAAUUCUACCCUUAUAAGGGAAAGAAAGGCCGCUGUCGCUACAGCAGAGUCCUCGUGCGGGCCAGGCCGCGGCGCUGGGCUCUCCUGCCGGCCGGGGACGAAGACGCCAUGGAACUAGCUCUGGCUGCCAUCGGGCCUCUCGCUGUUGCUGUUAACGCUGCGCCAUUUACGUUUCAACUUUAUAAGGGUGGCGUUUACGAUGACCUAUUCUGUACACCCUGGCAACUGAACCAUGCUAUGUUACUCGUUGGUUACACCCAGGAGUACUGGAUACUGCUCAACUGGUGGGGGAAGAAUUGGGGGGAGGAUGGGUAUAUGAGGUAGGUUUUUUCAAUACGAUUGUAAACGUCAAAUAAUAAAUAGAUAUUAUUGGAC
Cydia pomonella (codling moth) is the source of this 4014-nucleotide messenger RNA. Its product is annotated as facilitated trehalose transporter Tret1-like. The coding region runs from base 1570 to 3963 and encodes 797 amino acids. Gene Ontology annotation, cellular component: membrane. NCBI's taxonomy places the organism in Eukaryota, Metazoa, Arthropoda, Insecta, Lepidoptera, Tortricidae. Gene Ontology annotation, molecular function: transmembrane transporter activity; cysteine-type peptidase activity. Gene Ontology annotation, biological process: proteolysis; transmembrane transport. The transcript is spliced from 10 exons. The record is from RefSeq and is a predicted model, not a curated record.